Messenger RNA from Didymella exigua CBS 183.55, 1278 nucleotides. Its product is annotated as cyclin-domain-containing protein. The record is from RefSeq and is a predicted model, not a curated record. Gene Ontology annotation, molecular function: cyclin-dependent protein serine/threonine kinase regulator activity; protein kinase binding. The transcript has 2 exons. Gene Ontology annotation, cellular component: cyclin-dependent protein kinase holoenzyme complex; nucleus. Bases 1 to 1278 code for a protein of 425 amino acids. Gene Ontology annotation, biological process: regulation of cyclin-dependent protein serine/threonine kinase activity. Lineage: Eukaryota; Fungi; Ascomycota; Dothideomycetes; Pleosporales; Didymellaceae.
AUGCUGACCUCGUCUUCGCCCACCCUCUCCGCGCCGCCCUCGCCCUCGACGACGUUCCACCCCCACAGCGCCCAAAGUGCCCACAGCGCCCACUCUCGCCCGUCGUACCAUGCCUCGCGCCGCACCUCUGCCUCAUCGACCUCUCGCUCGCCGCUGUUCCACGCCGUGAGCUCGCAGACUGCGCGGCGCUUCGACACGCCGCAGACCCCCAAGGCCGUGCCGCGCUUCAACGCCGCCCCCUCGCCGCAAGGCACUAAGCGGGCCUACGCCGACGCCGCCACUCAGUACUCGCCCGCGGGCUACCCACCCACCUACCAGCCGCCCGCCUACGAGCCCGCCGCGUCUGCCCUCAGCGCGCCCGCCAUCGUGGAUGCACCGCGGGCAGAGGUCGCCGCCUCUGAUGCGACUGCGACUGCGACUGCGACUGCGACUGCGAUCGUGACUGCGCCUGUGGUUGCGACUGCCACCACGGAGCCGCCAGCGCCCCCCGACCCUGCGCUGGGCGUCGACCCUGCGCCAACGACCGCGCAGCAUGUCCAGCCCCAAGCCCGGAAGACGCCGAGGGACGCUCCGCGGGACGAGCAUCAGCAGCGCAUAGUGCCCACUGAUGCAAGCGCCGCAUCGAGAGAAGAGGUGCCGCCGUCGCCCGCCAAACGGCUGCGGCCGCCAGAAGCCAGCGUCAAGGUCAUGCCGCUCAAGUACGAGACGUGCGACGUCAAGGACCUGGGCGUGCUCAUCUCAGACAUGCUCAUGGAGCUGGUGCGCCUGAACGACGGCUAUCCUCUCCGCGACGGGCAGCUGACGCGGUUCCACUCAAGAGCACCGCCUGGUAUAUCGGUCCGCGACUACCUGCUCCGUCUCAUCGUGCAUGCAACGCUCUCCCCGCCGAUCCUACUCGCCAUGGUCUUCUACGUCGACAAGCUCUGCGCUACGUACCCGGCGUUCACGAUCAGCAGUCUGACAGUGCAUCGAUUCCUCAUAACGGCAGCAACUGUGGCAGCAAAAGGGCUAUCGGACAGCUUCUGGACAAACACACUCUACGCAAGAGUGGGGGGCGUCAGCGUCAGGGAGUUGGCACUCCUGGAGCUGGAGUUUUUGAGGAAGCUCGACUGGCGCAUUGUGCCCAAACCUGAAGUCCUGGUGGACUACUACAAAGGCCUCGUAGAACGAGGCGAUGGAUAUACCAUGGAGAAGGAGCCGGAGUCGGCUCCGAAUCCCAGCCUUGAACGGUUGACAAGCCCUACAGGGUCGGCAACAGGCAUCCACACCAGCCAAUGA